UAAUGGGCAGAAAGAAAAUUCCAAUUACAAAAAUAGAAGAUAAACAAUAAAGAAAUGUAAGUUCUUAAAUAUAGAUUAGAUUACUUUUCAUAAAAGAAAGAUAGGUUUACUUAAGAAAGCAUACGAAUUAGCUUCUUUGUGUGGUGUUUAAAUUUAUAUGGUUUUCAAUGAUCUAUGUAAGAAUUAAUGUAUUCUACAUUAUAUUAGAGGGUAAUGCUAUUCAUUUUAGAACAGAAGAACUAAAUUAAAUAGAAAAUAAUGAUAAAAAGAAAUAUUUAUUGACUCCAAAAGAUGUAAAUUAUUUAUUUCUACACCAGUACCCAAAAUUUAUCACUAGAUCAAAGACUAAAGUUAAUGCUUAACUUAAAGAUUUGCCUAUAACUCCAUUAAAAUUAGUCACAGAUCUAAUGAUAAGCGAGGAGCCAUUAUUUUCUCGAUAUUCAGUUCUAAGUAGACAAUUUUUUCCAAUACCUCAGCCCAAAAGUAAUAAACCUAUAAAUGAAAAUAAUACAUGAA
Molecule: messenger RNA, 516 nt
Organism: Paramecium pentaurelia
Lineage: Eukaryota; Ciliophora; Oligohymenophorea; Peniculida; Parameciidae
Source: the annotation of a GenBank genome assembly